UUGGUAGCCCCUGCACACUUUGACUUGACUUCCCUGCUAUCUCUCACUGCUGAAUCUCAAUCAUGAAGUUCAAGCUGCCAAACCCAGGCUUGGAAGACAGGAUACCUUCCCAUGAGAGACUGGAAAUUCUAGAGAAGGAAGAGGUGGAUGACAGACCUAAAUGGGACAACAAGACUCAAUACAUGUUAACUUGUGUCGGCUUCUGUGUGGGAUUAGGAAAUGUAUGGCGCUUCCCUUACCUUUGUCAGAAAUAUGGAGGAGGAGCCUUUAUGAUUCCUUUUCUCAUUUUGCUUGUCGUGCAAGGCAUCCCAUUGCUGCAUAUGGAGUUUGCAAUUGGCCAACGCCUGAGGAAAGGCAGUGUGGGGGUCUGGAAUGGAAUUCACCCUUACCUGGGGGGAAUAGGUAUAGCAUCAAUGUGUGUCUCCUUCCUUGUGGGUUUGUACUACAACACCAUCAUUGCUUGGGUGAUGUGGUAUUUCUUCAAUUCCUUCCAAGACCCUCUUCCUUGGAGCCAUUGUCCACUCAAUGACAACAGAACAGGUUAUGUUGAAGAGUGUGCCAAGAGCUCUCCUGUUGACUAUUUCUGGUACAGAAGUACAUUGAAUUCCUCCACAAGCAUUGAUGAUUCUGGCAGUAUCCAGUGGUGGCUGCUACUCUGCCUUGUGUGUGCCUGGGCCGUCUUAUAUGUGUGUUGUAUUAGAGGCAUUGAAACUACUGGAAAGGCUGUGUAUGUAACAUCUACCCUCCCUUACGUUGUGCUCACAAUAUUUCUGAUAAGAGGUUUAACCCUAAAAGGGUCCGUUAAUGGAAUUGUUUUUCUGUUCACACCAGAUAUUGCAGAACUGUCAAACCCAGACACAUGGUUAAAUGCAGGUGCUCAGGUGUUCUAUUCUUUCUCCCUGGCGUUUGGGGGCCUCAUAUCCUUCUCCAGCUACAACUCAGUCCACAACCACUGUGAGCAGGAUGCUGUGACCAUUUCUGUCAUUAAUGGUAUUACCUCUGUUUAUGCUGCCACAGUAAUCUACUCCAUCAUUGGUUUCCGUGCAACGGAGAGAUACGACGAUUGCAAUGAUAGAAAUAUCCUGUCUCUAAUGAAUACUUUUGAUCUACCUGAAAGAAACAUCACUGCAGAUAAUUAUGACAAGGUUCUUGAAAACCUGAACCUCACAUACCCUGAGGUCAUUAAAAACCUUAAUCUGGAAACCUGCAACCUGGAUGCGUUCCUUAGUGAGGGUGUUGAAGGGACUGGAUUGGCGUUCAUUGUGUUCACAGAAGCUAUUACCAAGAUGCCAGUAUCCCCCUUGUGGUCCAUCCUGUUCUUCAUCAUGUUGUUCUGUCUUGGUUUGUCCUCCAUGUUUGGUAAUAUGGAAGGGGUCUUGGUGCCUUUGCAGGAUCUGAAUGUUUUCCCCAAAUCAUGGCCCAAGGAAGCCCUCACUGGUUUAAUUUGUUUGGUGUCAUUUCUGAUUGCCUUGAUCUUUGUACAAGCAUCUGGGAAUUACUGGCUGGCACUGUUUGAUGAAUUUGCUGGGUCCAUCCCGCUGUUGAUUAUUGGUUUUUGUGAGAUGGUGGGUGUUGUCUACAUUUACGGAAUUGACAGGUUUAAUGACGACAUUGAAUUUAUGAUCGGACAUAAACCAAACAUCUUCUGGCAAGCCACGUGGAGAGUAAUCAGCCCUCUUGUCAUGUUAGUUAUCUUAUUGUUUUACUUUGUCACGAAAGUCAAUAAAGAGCUCUUCUACAUUGCCUGGAACCCAGAUUACGUUAAUUUCCCCAUCCUUGAAAGACUACCCUUCCCCAACUGGAUCUAUGCUAUAAUUUUUAUCCUGGCUGGAGUGCCGAGUUUAGUCAUUCCUGCCACCUUUCUCUUCAAAUUCAUCCGCAACCGGUGUAGAAAGCAGGAUGACCUCCAGCCUCUCCAGACUGUCUCAUCUGCUGUGUCGAUGAAUGGGCUAUCGAACUGAAAAUAGAUACUUUUUUUUCCCACCCAACUAAACACAAUUAAACAAAAAGGAAAUGUACUCUACACAAGACUGGGACUGCUAUGAGACCAAAGAAUGAAGAUAUCAACACAACAGCAUGAACUAAAGAAAAAAGACGCAUAGCCUGCAGCUUGACAAGGGGAGAACGUGAAGGACUGGAAACAUUUAAUAGUUUAUCUGUAGCUAAUUAGGUUGCAGUUGAAGGGCCGAUGUUGCGGCGUUCAUUAGGCAUGUCUGCAGCUUGUGAAAUUAGUAUUUAUGCAGUGCAGUCAAGUGGAUCCCCUCACAUUUCUUUUGUUCUUAAACUCAUUUUGUUUAUUAUUUCCAGUGCGUUAUAUAAUGAAUUAUGUCAUUAUUCCACAUUUAAUUGAUAUAGUAGAGUAUUCAUAUAGUAAAAUGGCUACUACUGCUUUUGGGGGAUUUAAAUUUCAAUUCUGUGAAACAUCUAAGAUUUUUGUUUAACCUCAAUCUUAUCAAUGAAUUGUCUGUUUAAAAAAUUGCAUCAGGAAUGCGUACAUCAAUUAUUAUUAUUUAUUUCUUAGCAGACAUAAUACUUUGACAUCAAUCCUGCAAAGUUCUGAUUUCAAACAUGAUAUUAACUGCCAUAAAAAGGGACAAUGCCAGGAAU
Molecule: messenger RNA, 2607 nt
Organism: Acipenser ruthenus (sterlet)
Lineage: Eukaryota; Metazoa; Chordata; Actinopteri; Acipenseriformes; Acipenseridae
Product: sodium-dependent neutral amino acid transporter B(0)AT1-like
Exons: 12
Coding region: 63-1961 (632 amino acids)
Biological process (GO): sodium ion transmembrane transport
Cellular component (GO): membrane
Source: RefSeq, a predicted model, not a curated record